Molecule: messenger RNA, 2710 nt
Organism: Linum trigynum
Lineage: Eukaryota; Viridiplantae; Streptophyta; Magnoliopsida; Malpighiales; Linaceae
Source: the annotation of a GenBank genome assembly
GGGGCCUCGUAUACCCACUCGCUGAGUUUGUUCUCCUAAAUCCCUAGCUCGUCUGUACCACCGAAUCCCUUUUUCCGGCGCCGUCCUUCAAUCCAUCCGUCUACGCCAUGGCGACCGGCAACAACUGCACUUCGGAAUCGGAUAUGCCAACACGAGUACUCCUUGGCCGUUGCAGAAAACAACCACGAAUCGGUUCAAAAGCAACAAGCCCUCCUCCCACCACGAUGAUCGGCAAACUCGGAGACGAUCUCCUCGUAGAGAUUCUAGUUCGCAGCUUCCCCGAUCCCAAAUCUGCCUUUCGCUGCAAAGCCGUCUGUAAGCGCUGGAACUCCCUGAUUUUGAGUCCCUGCUUCAAUCGCCGUAUGGUUUCUCACCAUCAGAACGUGAAGCUGCACCCCAAGGAGCUGCAAUCUGCCAUCCUCAGCCUUCUGCCUCCCAUGCCCAGUAGAGUUGGAGGCAGUCUGAAAGUCUUGGAUUGCUACAAGGACUUGGUUUUAUGCGGGUUUUGGGAUGUAAAUGAGGACAAGGGGAACAUAGCAGGUCUUACUUGAUCUGCAAUCCGUUUACCAAGCAGUGGGUCGCUCUUCCUUUAGCCCCCAGGAAGCUAGAUGGGUAUUUAUCACCGGUGACAAGGUUAGUUUGUGAACCCCUUAUUUCUAAUAAACUUGAUCUAGGAGAUGACCAGUCAAUUAUUUAUUCCGAGUAUCGCUGCCGGGUGGUGUGUAUAUAUCAAGAUGUGGAGCCGUUGUGUCUAAAGCUCGACGUGUUUUGUUCGGAGUCUGGAGAAUGGAUAAAAGAUGCUCUUGUUCUUGACAAAUACCUGAGAGUCGGAGCUAAAUGUAUAAGUGUGUGCAGUGGGGAGUUUUUCUGGAUGCACACGAAAUUCUGUCGAGAAAAUGCUGUGAAAUUGGUGGCUGGGUUCAAUCCUUUCCGCCUUGAUAUACCUCCCGCUUGCAUUGAUACUUCUACAUUCGCGUCAGAAGAUAUUUGGGCAAUUUCGAGUUCACAAGGUGCUCUUCAUGUAAUUUCAUACCAAACCAAUAUUGAUCCUCGUCGUGUAAUCGUUUGGAGACUAGAAGAAGACCGCAAAUCUUGGAGGAAACAAUAUGAAGGGUUGGUGAAGAACCCAAGGUGCUGUAGCUAUGAAGCUAACGAUGAAUCCUUUCGACCUUUUCUGCAUCCACAUAAACCAGAGAUUGUCUUCUUCCAGUGUGGUGCUUGUGGGAGUACUUUAUGGUCCUGCGAUUUGAGAAGGGAAGAGUUGGAGUUACACGCUAUAGUGGAAGAGGUGGAUGGUAGCCAUUCUUAUGCUAAGGUGUUUGAGCCUAGGUUCUCUUGCUGGCCGACACCAAUUCCAAGAUACAAGGAGUUGCGAGGCAUGUACAAUGGAAGCUACAGUUUUUGGGCUCAGGGCAGCAGUGAAGCAAGAUCUCCAACCCUCGAUACUUGGUGAUUACUUAUGCUUGUACAUUUACUUUCUUUUCUGCUAUUUUUACAAUUUUGUUUGCUUUUGUAAUUUAUCAAUGUUGUCAAAUCGAUUCCAUUCGGAGCUUAUUCAGAGAUUUCAGCACCCUAAAACAAUAACAACAAAGCCAACCCUGAUUUAAAUUAGGAGAAAUACAGAUUGUUGCCUACUGCCACAAACUUCAGGUAACUGUACCCUAUCAUCUUUGCCAUAUAGGUGGCGUAACUUUAAUCCUAAGUAGUCUUGCUGCUGAUUCGAUUAUCUGGCCGAACCUAGACCUCUUUGAUCCUUUAGCUUGUCUUCUUUGGUGGAGAACUUCUGGGUGGAAAUCAACCUUUUUCCUGCUCGUGCUCCAAGUCUAGGAGAAAGUGGUGGAAGAACUCCCUAGAGCUUUGUUUUUUUUUUUCAGACUUAAUAGGCAUCCAUGUGAGAAACACAAGCAGAUAACAGUCAGAAUGCAUCAAAAGGCUCUGUUGUGCUAUAAAGCAGUACGACAAUGCCAUUAGAAUAAGAAAUAUAUUCAAAAUAUAAAACCCGCUAACGCCUCUGUACUGUACACGCAAAGACCUUUGCACUGCUCAUAUAGACUCAAAAUUCCUGUUCACUCCCCUCUGAUUGGUUGUUGGGCAAGGGUGGGCCCUUUGUAUCCCUUGGGAGCUUGGCGGGUGAUCUUCAGUGUGCAGGUGGAGUUCCAGUUUGAUUCUGAUGCCUGGUCUGCUUUGGAUUGUGUUUGGUUACUCUCUUUUGGUUUCUUUGGGUUGCUGCAAACUGGAGCUUGGUUUCAGUCGCGUUGGUCACAGGGAGUCUUUCCUUUAUCUGUGAUUUCUGAGUGAUUCGAUGGCUGGUCAUGAUCUUUGCUCUGAGGGGCUGGGGAGGUCGCUUCCGUUUUGUAUUGACGGUGACGAUGAUUGACGUGGGUGGCAGUCAGAUUGCUUUUUUUAGUUUUUCCAUUUCAGGUUAUGGAUGGUUUCACAUUGUUUUAGGCAGUAUCCUGUGCCCUUUCGAAAUCCGAAAAGCUGUUCAGAGGGUUCUUGCUUGGUUGGCAGGCCGCCACAUCGCCAACUAUCCGGCCCAGUCUCCCAUAUCAUCUCCACUGACUCACCAUAGAAGUGGAGAAGCCGAGGAGUCCGUGCAUAUCUCUUCCUCUCCUUUCCUCUCUGCCAUGGCGAGGAGCACCCCACAACCUCCGGCUCUCUCAUUUUUCUUCUGCGUUGGAGUAAGAAGCAAUCAACAGAUGGACUUAGG